Molecule: messenger RNA, 987 nt
Organism: Limulus polyphemus (Atlantic horseshoe crab)
Lineage: Eukaryota; Metazoa; Arthropoda; Merostomata; Xiphosura; Limulidae
Product: proteasome subunit alpha type-7-like
Exons: 6
Coding region: 135-881 (248 amino acids)
Biological process (GO): ubiquitin-dependent protein catabolic process
Cellular component (GO): proteasome core complex, alpha-subunit complex; proteasome core complex; nucleus
Source: RefSeq, a predicted model, not a curated record
UGGCAGCACAAACCUUACAUUAGAUGCAUGUCAUUUUAUUCAUAUUAAUGAUUUAUCAAAAUUUAAGUGCUGUAUCUUGUUGUUAGUAACAUUAAGAUAGUUCUUAAUUUUAAUAUUCUUUUAAGCAGAAUAACAUGGGAGACUCAACUUACGAUCGUGCUAUAACUGUAUUUUCACCUGAUGGUCAUUUAUUUCAGGUUGAAUAUGCGCAAGAAGCAGUGAAAAAAGGAUCUACAGCGGUUGGUGUUCGAGGGAACACAAUUGUUGUUUUAGCAGUUGAAAAAAAAUCUGUUGCAAAACUCCAAGAGGAACGAACAGUCAGGAAAAUUUGUUUGCUUGAUGAUCAUGUUGUAAUGACAUUUGCUGGUUUAACUGCAGAUGCAAGGAUAUUAAUAGACAGGGCAAGAGUGGAAUGUCAAAGUCACAAGCUGACAGUGGAAGAUCCAGUAACAUUAGAAUAUAUUACACGUCACAUAGCUCAGUUGAAACAGCGUUACACACAAAGUAAUGGUAGACGACCCUUUGGAAUAUCUGCACUGAUUGCUGGUUUUGAUUAUGACAACACACCUCAUCUUUUUCAGUCUGAUCCCUCGGGUGUUUACCAUGAGUGGAAGGCUAAUGCAACUGGUCGAAAUGCUAAAACUGUUAGGGAGUACUUAGAGAAGAACUACAAUGAGGAAGUAGCAAAGUCUGAUGAAGCAACAAUAAAGCUUGCUAUAAAAUCAUUGUUAGAAGUAGUGCAAGGAAAGAAUGUUGAGGUGGCUAUCAUGAGAAGGGGGCAAUCCCUAAAGAUGCUCGACUCUGAAGACAUAGAAAAGUACACUGCAGAAAUAGAAAAGGAAAAGGAGGAAGAGGCUGAGAAGAAGAAACAAAAGAAAUGAUCAGAACAUUCAGUUGUUUCUUUCUAAAACUUAGUAGUUAAUUUACCACUAUGACAGAUAUUUGAAAUAAAAUGAGAUUUUUGCGACUGGCAAAAAAAACUGAUAA